Messenger RNA from Trematomus bernacchii (emerald rockcod), 1448 nucleotides. It is a transcript of the gene insyn2ab, whose product is annotated as inhibitory synaptic factor 2Ab. NCBI's taxonomy places the organism in Eukaryota, Metazoa, Chordata, Actinopteri, Perciformes, Nototheniidae. The record is from RefSeq and is a predicted model, not a curated record. The transcript is spliced from 3 exons. The coding region runs from base 1 to 1422 and encodes 473 amino acids. Gene Ontology annotation, cellular component: postsynaptic density. Gene Ontology annotation, biological process: inhibitory postsynaptic potential.
AUGGUGAGCAAAGAAGACGCCAACUACAUUGUUCUUUCAAACUCAGAUGACUCCGAUUCAGAUACAGGCCCCUCACACAGCCUUGAUGCACAGUCCGGACCAGAAUCAGGCAAGCCACAGGUGAAGAAGAGAAACAAGGCUUUACAAGUUCGUUUUAGGGAUAUCUGUGAGGCCCAGAAUGAGUUUCGGGGAAAACGCUCCAGAUCCAUUUCCUCCAAAGUGACACAGAGAAAGUAUAUGACCAUGCCCGCCAGACGCUCUAUUCCAAACGUGACCAAGAGCACCGGAGUCCAGACUUCGCCGGACCUCAAUAAACGAUACAAGACUUUCCCUUUCGAGAGGAAAAAAGGACAUACAUUCAAACAUACUGCUUUGGUGGAAGAUUAUAAAGGACAAAAUAAUGGUUUUUUGAGCGAUAUAAAGACAGUAGUAGAUGAAGGACAACCCAUUGGCGAUUCCUCAAAGUACAAGGGUAAGAUUGUGGGGCAAACUAAAGCUUUGCUUCACCACACUGAUGACACCAGUGAUACGGAGGAUUUGCUUUCGCGUGCCAACUGUCUGGAUGGACCCUCUCGUCCUGACUCUUCACAUUUCUCGGAAGAGUGCCAUCAGGUUAGCCCUGCUUCAAAAAGAGAAACAGAGUACCAGGGUUGUGGGACAAGGACCAAACACAAAGGAUUACCCAAAGAAGAUACGGACGCUGGCACUUCCUCAAAGCGCCAGCUUGCUUACUCAGAGUUUUCCCAGGACAAGUCGAGGGGCGCGGGCCCUGUUGCGUGGAACUCUUUGACACAGGUGGAGUCUUUAGGAAGCCCGUCUGUGAGCUGUAAACGGAAAAAGGGUACACAGCUAAACGAACAGCAGUCACAGACGCUUCCCCAUAGUGCCAAAUGUUCAGUGCAGUCACAAGGGCAUAGUCGGACCAGGCAUGCAUCAGCCUCCUCUAAACUUCAGCAAACAGUUGGGGGGGACGAGGGCUUUCCUCCAAGAGACACACGAGCCCCAGGCAUGCGGAGCAGCCAGCAGAUAAUGCCCUUAUCUGAAGACAAGGAUAUCAAAGUGCAGCUGCAGGCGAUGGAGAACCUCAUCAACUCCAGCCAAGAGACCAUCAAGGUGCUACUUGGAGUUAUUCAGGAGCUGGAGAAAGGGGAAGCGCAGAGAGGAGGGCUCACCUACCGAACAGGACAAGACACAGCAAAUUGUGACACUUGUCGAAACAGCGCAUGCAUCAUUUACAGUGUGGAGCUGGACUUUAAACUGCAGGAGGAUAAAAUACAGCCCCUGAUUAAGAGACUUUACCCUCUGGAUAGUCAACAAUGCCCCGCUCUGCCUUACUCCAAUGAAGUGUUCACAUCCACCCCCAAGCGCAAGUCCAAGACAGAGUCCAAAAAGCAUUCUCGUUGGAAACUUUGGUUCCUUUGAAUAAUACAUGAAGGUUUUGGAAACAG